Messenger RNA from Podarcis muralis (Common wall lizard), 542 nucleotides. RefSeq names its product histone H3. Lineage: Eukaryota; Metazoa; Chordata; Lepidosauria; Squamata; Lacertidae. The record is from RefSeq and is a predicted model, not a curated record. Gene Ontology annotation, cellular component: nucleosome. Gene Ontology annotation, molecular function: protein heterodimerization activity; structural constituent of chromatin; DNA binding.
CUGAGAGAAGGUGUUUGUUUUCUAUUCUUUUCGCCUCCUUGUAGCUCUGUAAUGGCUCGUACCAAGCAGACCGCUCGCAAGUCCACCGGCGGGAAGGCGCCCCGCAAGCAGCUGGCGACCAAAGCCGCCCGGAAGAGCGCCCCGGCCACCGGGGGCGUGAAGAAGCCUCACCGCUACCGCCCUGGGACUGUCGCCCUGCGAGAGAUCCGUCGCUAUCAGAAGUCCACUGAGCUGCUCAUUCGCAAGCUGCCCUUCCAGCGUCUGGUGCGUGAGAUCGCGCAGGAUUUCAAGACUGACCUGCGCUUCCAGAGCUCUGCCGUGAUGGCCCUUCAGGAGGCGAGCGAGGCUUACCUGGUGGGUCUUUUCGAAGAUACGAACCUGUGCGCCAUCCACGCCAAGCGGGUCACCAUCAUGCCCAAAGACAUCCAACUGGCUCGCCGCAUCCGCGGAGAAAGGGCUUAAAUCGGCGCACCUCGCUCAAAGAACAAAAGGCUCUUUUAAGAGCCACUACAUACUCAAAAUUGCUGGAAAUUGCUCUUGUU